Lasiodiplodia theobromae is the source of this 1641-nucleotide messenger RNA. RefSeq lists its product as uncharacterized. The transcript has 2 exons. NCBI's taxonomy places the organism in Eukaryota, Fungi, Ascomycota, Dothideomycetes, Botryosphaeriales, Botryosphaeriaceae. The coding region runs from base 1 to 1641 and encodes 546 amino acids. The record is from RefSeq and is a predicted model, not a curated record.
AUGGUCUCGUACCCCGAUACCGGUCCCGCCGACCGCCAGACCCUAGCAAUCCGCCCGGUCUCGCGCGCUCCGUCCGUCGCCUCGACUUCCCGCGCGCCACUCAUCUCUUCGCACCGUCGCCAUUCGCGCCAGAUCCGUUCCCACGCCGGCGGCGCGUCCUACCAGCCGCAGAACGAGUUCCCCGUCUUCACCCACACCGGAGAUGUCGAGAUCAUCAUCACCUCAAAUCCGCAUUCGCGAAGAGGCUCCGUCAAUGCCGUCACUCCAUAUGGCGGGGCCACCGCGCCGAGGAGAGAAGAACGCUUUCUGCUGCACCGCCUAAUCCUCGCGCAGUGCAGCGGUUUCUUCGACGAGGAAACCACCCCAGACGGCGGCGGUGGCCAGCAGCUGGACAGGACAAUACCGAGCGGCAGUGCGCUGGCACGACUGCCGCCUGGUGCUCCUGCACUUGACGAGACUGGCCGGAGAAAACGAUGGCGCUUUGAGUUGGACUGGGGUGAGAACGGUGACGAGAUGCCAGUGCUGGUGCAAAAGGAAGCACCGCCUGUCUCGUUCCCCGGCGAACAUGCACCCUUACCGCCCCCCGUCCACAACAAACCUCAAGCUCCCAGCACCGGCUUCUUCCGAAGCAUGGCGCAAUUUUCCUCGCUGAACGUCGCUCCUCCUCCGGCGCACACCUACGAUCCGGAAGAUGACAUCUUCCGCGACUACGCAAAUCUGUUUCGCAUAUUCUAUAACUACCCUCCCGCGCUAGACUCGGUCAACAUUGCCCAGGCUUAUGUCGAGUGCAAGACCCUUCUCCAACUCGCUGACUUAUACGACGCGCUUGAGGUCAUCGGCCCGCGCGUCGACCAUCAUUUGCUCCGAUUCCAAGGCCGACUCUUCAAGCAGAUUGCGAAAUACCCGCCAUCAUACCUGAAACUAGGUUUUCUUGCCCGCAGCCGGGUCAUUUACUCAGAAGCUCUUGUUCACGUGGUCGGCCAGUGGCCCGUCGGCGCAAAUCAACUCCGCGGUCAAAUCCCGCAAGCCGUGCUCGAGGUUAUUGAAGACAAGGCGGAUGAGAUGGAGGAGCUUAAGACUAAGAUCGAGACGAAACUGUUCAAGCUCACCCUCACAACCACCAGGGGCGAGAGAGUCAACCCAAGCAACGGUUUCAUUGAUUGGAUGGCCCUCUCGUUGUUCCGCCAAUGGCUUGCGGAAAACACCUCACGACCCCCUGCUCCGAUUCUGAAAUCAGCCAAUCGCGCUCUUCCCAACAGCCGAACCGGCUCGCGUAAUGGCCCUGCCGUGAACGCAAGCACCACCGCUCUCGCCACCACCGCGUCCACGGUGGGACAAACCCCCGCUGAACCGCCUCCAUUCAACACGGGCCGUGUCUUCCGGCUCAUUGGUACCGGCGGAGAUGCAUAUCUCAAUCGGGACGAACUCAAGCGCUUCUUGAAGCUGAACGCAGAAUUCUACACCCGGGAAAAUAUGCGGAAAUUCGAGCGCCGCAUAGAAGAAAUCAAGAAUUUGGCUGCGGAUGUAGUCAAACCGCUAAUGCGCAAUUAUCUGGAACUGGACAUGCGAGAUUUGGGACAUGGACUGCCGUACCUGACUUGCACCAAGGUGGACGAACAGGAUUUUGUGUGGGACGAGUGA